This is a messenger RNA of Lampris incognitus (smalleye Pacific opah), 3076 nucleotides long. It is a transcript of the gene cep57, whose product is annotated as centrosomal protein 57. Bases 182 to 1708 code for a protein of 508 amino acids. The record is from RefSeq and is a predicted model, not a curated record. The transcript is spliced from 11 exons. Gene Ontology annotation, molecular function: identical protein binding; gamma-tubulin binding; microtubule binding. Gene Ontology annotation, cellular component: centrosome. Lineage: Eukaryota; Metazoa; Chordata; Actinopteri; Lampriformes; Lampridae.
ACUGUAACGGAAACCCCCCCGGCUUCUUUCGCUGACCAAAUAAAUGCUCUUCGUACAUUGUUUACGCUAAUAGUGCUCGUCAAAAUGUAGUUCGGCUGUCAGGUGGUAUUAAAUGAGGUGGUUCUCGUUGAGAUAAAGUAUUCCUGGCUCAACAGUAUUCUUACUCAUAAUCGACAAUUCAAUGGAGACGCUGUCAAAAACACCCGCCGUUGACGUUUCGCGGGAGAAGGAACUGUGUCUGGCACCCGCCACUGGAGUAAUGUCCGAAAGUCUAUCACUACCAUCUUAUAAAGAGUAUCCAGCUCUCUGUCCUUUCAUCACUCCGAUCAAGGAGCCCACAUCCCAGAGACACACUCAUCACACAAUGGGACUCUCAUCACCCAGCAAAGCUUUCCCAGAGACCAGCAGCACAGCAAUUUUAUCUGCCCUGAGAAACCUCCAAGAAAAGAUCAGGAGGUUGGAGUUGGAGAGAGGGCAGGAAGAGCUUAGUCUGCAUACUUUGGAGAAAUACACAUCCCACAGACAGCUGCGAAAGGAGAAAGUUACACAUGGACUUUCAGACACACACUUUGAGAGAGAUAUGAUAAGAGAGACCGGCGCCUAUCCUGACUGCAACCAAGCUUUGAUCACCCAGCUAGCCGCUGCAGAGUCUCGCUGUGUGCAGCUGGAGAGACAGCUUGAUCACAUGAAAAGGAUGGUGCUCCAUGCCAAGGCAGACAGGACCAGCUUGCUCAAACAUCAGGUUUACUCAGUUUCCAUGGAGACAACAAGGGCAGCUAACCAAGCACUUGACUCAGUGUCAGAGCGUGCCCAGAUGGAGAAGCUGGAACGACUGGAGCAGGAAUACCUGAGGCUGACAAACACACAGAACAACGCAGAGAGGAAGAUUCGUGAGUUAGAGCUGAAGCUACAGGAGGAGGAGCACCAGAGAAAACUGGUCCAGGAUAAAGCCAAUCAGUUACAGACAGGUUUGGAGGCCAACAGGAUACUGCUGCAGUCAGUGCCACCCCGUCCACACAGGAGGCGGUCCAAAGAGAGGAGGCCCACUUCUAAAAAACCUUUCCAACAGCAGUCCUCUCACACACAGCCACAUUACAGGCUGAGGCUCAGAGAUGUGCCCUUUGUUGCUGGAACGUCAGUGGGCUGCAGCCACUCAGUCAGAGCCAAUGUGCAGUCAGUUCUGUCUCUCCUGAAGCAGCACCAGCCCCAGCUAUGUAACAGCCGUGUCCUCUCUCACAAUCCCAGCAGCUCCCGGGCAGCCAGUCACAGGCGCUCAGACAGUAGUUCUUCUUCCUGCUCCUCUUCCCCCAGUGGGGAGGAGCUUUCAGACCUGUUACAGGCACUGCAGGAGGAACUUCAACUCAUGAGCCUGGGGCAAGAUGAGUUGGUGAGGCAAUUGGAGGGCAGUGUGUCGGAACACGAGAGGAGAGACAUUCAUAGAACGCAAGAGAGGCUGCUGCUGAAAAUGGAGCAGAAAGGAGAGCAGAUUGGCAAGUUAUACAAACACAAAACACAGAUGAAGAAGUUGUGGAAGGAGGCCAGUAGUAACCACAAGCGAACCAGUAGAGGUGGGCUGAAGGGGACUGCCACAGUGACAACUCGAGGCCGCUCUGCUAGAGCCGUCAAAUUGGGACCAGGGGAGCGCAGCAAGAGCAAUCUGAGGCUGCUGAGAGAAAUGAAAACUCUGCAGAGCUCUUUGCGGACCUAAAAUUCAAUUGGUUAACUAAAAUAAGGCAAAUUAUUUCAUUAGUGCUUUCUUCCUAUUAUAUGUAUUUAUUUUACCUUCUGUGUGGCACCAGUGAAUAGUGCUAAAUGCAUUCUGUAAGCAUCAUUAUGGACUUCAUGUCAAUCUCAAUGCCUCCACUGACAGUUGGUCAUUGUAUGAGUACUACAGAUGAAUAUAACUACUAUAACACUGCUAGCUGCUGCAAUGAGUUUCAAAACCACACAAGUUCAACAACAUAUCUCCCUUUGAUGAUACGGGGAUUGUCAGUAUGUCUGUGAAUGUUCUCAUUCAUCCAGGUCAUGGUUAUCCAAAGGAAUUGAAUUGAGUGCAACUGGACUGUCAGUACUGUAACAUAUGAAAACAUAUGGCAAAUUUUGAACCAGAUCAAAUGAUUGUUCUGUUGCCCAGAGUGCCUUUGAUCAACAGUGUCAGCUUGUAGCUGAGUUAGUAAUCUUCAUUUCAGAUGACUGCAUGGCUAUUAAGAGUUGUGUAACGAAACAGGAGGGUAUUAGAAAGUGAGUGAUUAACUGUUUACUGAUAUCACUGCAAAAACUGUAUUUUAUCAGAACUAUCUUCUUGGAUUAAGAUGGUUAUCCAGACUGUUAUGUGCCGUUUAAACAUACUACCAGCAGAUGGCAUGGGAGGUUUAUAGCAUAGCUAUUCGUUACUCGCCCAGAUGCUAGAAAUUCUUCAAUAAAAACAAUAAAGUCUCAGUAAUGGGAAUUAAAAGUCAUGAAAAUAUUAGAAUAAUGCUUUAGAAAAUCACAGGUGCUUUUUUUUGUUUUUGUUUUUUAGAUGUCAGCAGAUGUCAGCAUUCCCACGACCACUUGUUAGCAAUGGCAUCCUUUAUUUGGGUCAACAGGCAUAAGAAGUAUGUAGAUAUCAUUGAUUGCUUAAUUCUUAAUUGCUGCCAUAUCGGCUUGUUUUCCUCCCUCUGAAUCUGUGUCAACAGGUGCACUCUAUAUGACGGGAGGAUAGUUAUCAUGGAUUAAGGGACUCUUGAGACAUGAGGAUUUAAUCAUUUGGAAACAUUAGGGUGGAGGUCUGAGAAUUGCAUCUCACCAGGGGGUCCUCGUAAAACGUCUUGGUGUGAGUCUGACAAUAUUGCCAUUGAAAAGUUGAGGAAAAUAUAAAGAAGCCUUAAUUCUGCAAGUGUGUAAUAUUGACAUCAGUGUGUGUGUAUUGUUUGCAGUGUUGCAAAAGCAUAUAUGGAUCUAUGGUGCCUUUCAGUGCUGUGCUCAUCCAGAUUCCCCAAACCACUAACAUGGAGCACAUGUCCAGUAGUUUUGACAAUCAUGGUAGACUGUCUUUGAGCGGUAACUAAUUGGUUUUGAAAAAUAAAACCAUCCA